AUGUCCGCGCCAACAUCCAACAGAACUCAUGGCGAGUACACCGUUGGAUGGGUGUGUGCUCUCCCGAAAGAACAGACCGCAGCCACGGCUAUGCUGGAUGAGAAGCAUCCCGAUCUCCCCAAUCCUUCAACCGAUCCCAACACAUACACACUUGGCUCUAUUGGAAAGCACAAUAUUGUUAUAGCCUGCCUCCCUAAGGGCCAAAUUGGUAACAACCAGUCGGCAGAUGUUGCUUCCCGGAUGAUAUCCACUUUUCCAUGCAUCAAGUUCGGGUUGAUGGUCGGCAUUGGGGGCGGUGUUCCACCUAAAGUCAGGCUUGGCGAUGUGGUUGUCAGUACGCCGGUCGGCCAAUUUCCUGGUGUUGUGCAAUGGGAUCUUGGUAAAACAAAAGAGGGGGGCUUUGAGCGGACUGGGUCAUUGAAUAAUCCUCCGACUUGGCUGUUAACAGCUCUGACGAAAUUGGAGACGGAACACGAAUUGACCGGAUCAAAGAUACCAGAGUAUCUUCUGCAGCUGAAGGAGAAAUGGCCGAGACUGGUAAAUAAGUAUUUGAGGUCUGAUUUGCUUGAGGAUGUUCUGUUCAAAGCAACUUAUAGCCAUGUCGCGGCUCGGGAUGUUCCUCUUGACGGGCAUGAAGACGAGGGAGACAGCGAGGAAGAAGAAAGCUGUUCAUUCUGCGACAGAAAUGAGAUUGUGAAAAGGAAGCCAAGAGAGAUGCGGGUGCAUUUUGGUCUUAUCGCAUCUGGUAACCAAGUAAUCAAGGACGCCGCCUUCCGAGAUAAACUGAAAAAGUACCUUGGUGGUCAUGUCCUCUGUGUCGAAAUGGAAGCGGCUGGUCUGAUGAACAACUUCCCAUGUCUUGUGAUCAGAGGAGUCUGUGAUUAUGCAGACUCACACAAGAACAAAGAUUGGCAAGAGUAUGCAGCUGCAGUGGCUGCGGGAUUGGCAAAGGAGCUUCUUGGAUAUGUACAACCGAGUGAUAUUGAUGCGGAGCGUCCAGUGAAGGAUAUUCUGGGCAGAGUCCUCGAUAAUAUGGAUAGAAUUGGGGACGAUGUUGAAACAGUGAGAUCCAGGUUGGAUAAAAGAGAGGACAUGAAGGUGCUUAAUUGGCUCACUCCUUUUGACUACGGACCCCAACAAAGUGAUUUGCUCAAAAGGCGAGAACCUGGAACUGGUCAGUGGCUAUUGAACUCCAAGGAGUAUCAAACCUGGCUGAGUUUGGCCAAACAAACGUUGUUCUGUCCCGGAAUCCCCGGAGCGGGAAAGACCAUCCAGACCGCAGCAGUCGUCGACCACCUAAAUACACAUUUUCACUGUGACCGAUCUGUUGGCAUUGCAUAUGUCUACUGCAAUUUUCGACGGCAAAAUGAACAAAACCUCGAUGACUUGAUCGCAAGCAUUUUGAAGCAACUGAGUCAAGACCUGCCCUCGCUGCCAGGUAGCCUGGUUAAUCUCUACAGUAAGCAUAACAGUCGAUUGACGCGGCCAUCUUUUGACCAAUUAUUGAAGGUUCUCCACUCAGUGGUGGCGGGCUAUUCAAGGGUGUUUAUUCUUGUCGAUGCCCUUGAUGAGUGUCAAGCAGAUAAUGAAUGUCGUUCUAGAUUCAUUUCGGAGAUCUUUACCCUCCAGGCUCACUGUGAAGUGAAUAUUUUCGCAACAUCAAGAUUUAUUCCGGAGAUUAUCACCAGGUUCAGCCAAGGAACAAUGUUAGAGAUUCGUGCAAGUAGCCAAGAUGUCAGAAGGUAUCUUGAGGGUCAUAUGGGACAGCUACCGGCGUUUGUCAGGAGAAACCAAGAGCUUCAACAAGAGAUCAAAACCAGAAUCUCAUGCGCCGUUGACGGGAUGUUCCUUCUAGCCCAAAUCUACCUGGGGUCACUUUAUGAUAAGCCAACACCAAAAGCUAUCAAAAAUGCCCUAAGCCAGUUCCAGCGCCAAAGCCGCAGGAUAGACGAGGAAGGCAAACUCGAGUUGCUGAGACAAGCAUACGAUCAAGCAAUUAACAGAAUCAAUGGACAAAAAAGUGGCUUUCGGGAACUUGCAAAUAAAGCUCUGGCAUGGAUCAUCAAUGCACAGAGGCCACUUACCACUUCAGAGCUCCAACACGCCCUUGCUGUAGAAGUCGGUGAGCCCAAACUGGAUGAAGAUAACUUGCCAGAGAUUGCAGAUUUGGUUUCCGUUUGUGCUGGCUUAGUCACCGUCGACGAGGAAAGCGACAUCAUCCGGCUGGUCCACUACACUACGCAGGAGUACUUCGAGCGAACACAACAGCAUUGGUUUCCAGACGCAGAGAUCUAUAUCACCAAAGUUUGCGUUUCUUACCUCUCAUUUGAUAUCUUUGAGAGUGGGGAAUGCCAAACAUUGCAUGAAAUGCACGAGAGGAUGCAGUUCAAUAAGCUGUACAGCUACGUGGCACGAAAUUGGGGAAGCCACGCUGGGAAAGCUUCAGCUCUUUGCCCAGAGGUUAUCUUGUUUCUCAAUUCUAAGCCAAAGGUAGAAGCAGCAGGGCAAGCCUUGAUGUACCUCAUCGGAGACAGGUACUACCUACCGAACAAUACAGAAAUGAAAAGGCUUCACUUAGCAGCAUUUUUCGGGCUUACGCAGGCAAUCGAAGCUCUGCUCCAGAAUCCAGUCAAAGCAGAUACAAAAAGCCCUGCUAGCCAAAGUGAAAAAAGGGAUGAUCUGGAAUAUGACGAAACUUUGGAUGGUCAGACACCGUUGUCAUGGGCAGCAAUGAGGGGACAUGAAGCAGUAGUCAGGCUACUACUCGAGAAAGGGGCUAGCCUUGAGUCUAAGGACAGGAAUGAUCAAACAUCGUUAUUAUGUGCAGCAUCGAGGGGAGAUGAAGCAGUAGUGAGACUGCUACUCGAGAAGGGCGCCGAGCUUGAAUCUAUUGACAAUUAUAAUCGAACACCAUUAUCACACGCAGUAAGUUACGGUCAUGAAGCAGUGGCCAGGCUCCUACUCGAGAAGGGGGCCAGCCUUGAGUCUAAGGAUAGGAAUGAUCAAACACCAUUAUUUCGGAGUAGCCACCAGAAGCGCACAGAACGCGCUACUUUCAACGCUUCCCUUAAUGUUGUUCAGGCUAAGGACAGUGGUGAGAACACCGCUGUCUCGCCGCACUCCUGGGCCUUGCUGGAUGCCGAAGUCUCGUCGGACACUGUAGUCCGGACGGACAAUGUGUACUGGACUCUGCAGUGUCGCCUAACACUGCAAUUCUGA
This is a messenger RNA of Penicillium verhagenii, 3219 nucleotides long. RefSeq lists its product as uncharacterized. Gene Ontology annotation, biological process: nucleoside metabolic process. Gene Ontology annotation, molecular function: protein binding; catalytic activity. Lineage: Eukaryota; Fungi; Ascomycota; Eurotiomycetes; Eurotiales; Aspergillaceae. The record is from RefSeq and is a predicted model, not a curated record. The transcript is spliced from 5 exons. Bases 1 to 3219 code for a protein of 1072 amino acids.